Molecule: messenger RNA, 1152 nt
Organism: Alternaria arborescens
Lineage: Eukaryota; Fungi; Ascomycota; Dothideomycetes; Pleosporales; Pleosporaceae
Exons: 4
Coding region: 1-1152 (383 amino acids)
Source: RefSeq, a predicted model, not a curated record
AUGGACUCAAACGGCUUCCGUACAGCACUUGAUGCCGCCACUAGCUUCCUAGAUACGCCAGUCGUCACGGUGUCUGUCGGUUCUGAGGUGGAGAACACAAAAGACUUCAGCGUCCACGAAGGUCUGCUCAAAGACCAUUCUGCAUUCUUCAACAACGGCCUAAAACCGAAUCGUUUCAAAGAAGGCUUUGAGCGCCGAAUAUCCAUGCCAGGGGACGAUUCCAAAGUCUUUGCGCUUUACGUUCAGCUACUCUAUCGUCCCGACCUGUUAUCCACCGAAAUAAAACGAAACAGCGAGCUCUCUGAGCAAGAGUGUAUUCUCUUAGCUGAGCUAUACGUGUUCGUGGAAAUGAUAAUGGACGAGUCUACCAAAAACAUCUUGUUAGAGGCCUUUAAGAUUUUCUCAUGGGAAAGGCCGUUUCCCGUUGCAGCAGCACAAAUCAUUUACAGUGGGACACCAGAACACGACCCUGCUCGUGCCAUAUUUGUACAAUCAUUAUUCCGCUACGGCCAACAACGAUCGCUUGAAAGUAUCCUCGAUACUGGACAUCCCGAUCUCUUUCGCGAUCUCGCUUUCUGCUUGACGUACGCUGAUCAGCUUCGCGAACAGGAACUUUUCUCAGCGCUGAAACCCCAAAUCACUAGUCUUUCCAGCCCACUCUACGGUACACGUUCCGAAGAUGCAUCAAAGGUCUACGAUGUGGUUUCUUACAGCAUGCCUUCCGACAAUGACAAUGUCGAAGAGCAACCAUCACAGCUAAGUUUCAGUGUAGCAAUAAUCCUCUACACAGGGCCUCCAGCAUCACCCUUCACAUCUUGGACAUUGAUCAGGCAUGUGGAGAACCAACCCGAUAUGAUCACUGGGGCAAAUCGUUUGUUGGCAGAUUUGAGGAGGGGCAUGGGUGGAGUUGUUGGUGUUUGUAUGCAGACGGGUAACUGGACGACAAUACAUGGGAGAAUUCCCAAUAUUGUUCCGGGAGUGGGCGAAGUAAAGCUAAAGAAGUGCGAGAAUGAAGAGGAAUACGAGGAAGAUCAGGACAGUAUCGAACAGGACAACGAAGACGGUAAGAGAGACGAUGAGAGCGACGAAUUGGAGGACACCGGCAAGGGCGGCUGGAGCCCGCGAUUGGAGUCUAUCACAGAAGAAAUAUAG